UACAGCUUCCUGGCCUUAGAAAACAUGAAAUAGGUAAAUGCUGGUAACCUGUGUACUGUAUCUAACCCAUUACAGUCCUCACCACAGCUUUAGGUACAAGAAGGUCCCAUUCUGCUUGCAGUGUUCUGGAUAUUUUGUGGGAGAAAAUGAAUCUGACUGAGUAUUUUGCAAGAAUCGGCUACAAAGAGCCUAAUCACAAAGCAGAUCUAAAAACUUUGACCGAACUCCAUGAACACCACAUCAGGUCGAUCCCGUUUGAAAACCUCAGCAUUCACUGUGGGGAGAAGAUCACCUUAGACCUGGAAACCAUCUACAACAAACUUGUGAGAAACAAACGAGGGGGGUGGUGUUAUGAAAACAACCAGCUCUUCUCCUGGGUGUUGAAAGAGAUAGGGUAUGAUGUUACUUACCUGGGAGCAAAGGUACCUGGCCUCCAGCCAAAUUGUUUUGAGUCUCAUCUCUUCAUCAAAGUGCUCGUUGAUGGGAAGCCAUACAUAGCUGAUGUGGGUUAUGGAAUCUUCUGGCAAAUCUGGCAGCCCCUGGAACUCAUUUCAGGGAAGGACCAGCCUCAGCUUCCUGGCGUCUUCCGUCUUGAUGAAGACAAGGGUGUUUGGAACCUGCAAAAGACUGGACGCAAGUCUGAUGUCCCAAAUGAAAGCUUUGGUGUUUCGUCCCUAUUAGCCAAUUCUCUUUUUAAGGUGGUUUACAGUUUUACUUUGGUGCCACGACAAAUUAAAGAUUUCACUGAGACGUGCACUUUUUUCCAGACGUCUCCGGAAUCCUGGUUCACCAAUAAGUCUGUCUGCUCCUUGCAGGCCGCCACUGGGUUUCGCGCUCUGAUUGGGUGGACUUACUGUGAGGUCACCUAUAACUACCAGGAAGGGGUGGAUCUGAUUGAUGUGUCUACAGUCCCUGAUGAAGAAGUGGAGAAGGUGCUCGAAGAGAAGUUUGGUGUGGUAUUAGAAAAUAAACUUGUGUCUGUUAACAAUAAAAUACAUCACUAAAUCUGACUAUCAAUAUGUUAUCAGCCAGAAACAACCAUUUGACAAAAUGGUUGGUAUCUGAUUUGGAUGAAAGAAAGCAGAAUAAAAAAUAAAUAAAUGUG
Acipenser ruthenus (sterlet) is the source of this 1105-nucleotide messenger RNA. Its product is annotated as arylamine N-acetyltransferase, pineal gland isozyme NAT-10-like. The record is from RefSeq and is a predicted model, not a curated record. Bases 147 to 1004 code for a protein of 285 amino acids. Lineage: Eukaryota; Metazoa; Chordata; Actinopteri; Acipenseriformes; Acipenseridae. The transcript is spliced from 2 exons. Gene Ontology annotation, molecular function: acetyltransferase activity.